Molecule: messenger RNA, 7058 nt
Organism: Micropterus salmoides (largemouth bass)
Lineage: Eukaryota; Metazoa; Chordata; Actinopteri; Centrarchiformes; Centrarchidae
Gene: lrch3
Product: leucine-rich repeats and calponin homology (CH) domain containing 3
Exons: 20
Coding region: 2117-4279 (720 amino acids)
Molecular function (GO): protein binding
Source: RefSeq, a predicted model, not a curated record
AUUAACGACAACUUUAUAGUGAGCAGAGCCCUGAAAUCCAGCAGUCUUCACGGUACAACUUCCUGUGGUACUACUAUAAUACUCCAUUAAUACUACUAUAAUUCUCCAGUAAUACUUCCUCUACCUCCACGGUUCCUGCGGGUCAGUGUUCGGGGCUCGGUCCACUCAAACCGGACUAUAUUUAGCCUUGUUUUAGCUCUGGCUAACCCGGGUUCACCCGGCCAUGCCGAGCUAACCGGUGUUCCCCCCGUUAGCUCGUUAGCUCUGUUAGCUAAGAGAAGCGGCUCCCCGGCUAACAGACGGACUACAGGCCGGCCUGUGGCGCUCUGUUCCCGGCAGGCCGCGGCUCUGUCCCCGGCCCCCGGCGGCCCCGGGCCCGGCUCCUCACCUGUGAUGUAGUCGAACACCUCCGAGUCGAUCUCAGGAAACUCGCUUUUCAGGAUGUCCACGUACGUCGCCAUGAUACCCGGCCCUGGACACUGCGGCGGCGCGCAUGCGUGAAUAUGCGACAGCGCUGUGAACUCUGGGGGAUGAAGUUUCAGGGCCUACAGAGGAGCCACAUCGGGAAGAAAACGUUGAUUCCUGCUACUACAACGAGCACGUGCCUGGGAUUGUUGUCCUGUAAUUAUUAUCCCUCCUAAAACUUUAUUGAUCCCCUCUGGAGGGAAAGUCUAUUAAAUAUUUUAUGAAUUUGGAGGAAAUUUCACCCUCUCAAGGAGAAAUGUAACGUCACUAUAUUUCUUUCAUUGUUUUUUUAAUCAUUUCAUGGAGCCUCGUGUAGUUAAAAUGAUAUAAAACUUUAUAAUCAUUUUUAUCAGAGGUUGCAUUUUCUCUCUGUGAGAGGAAAAGCAAAUAAAUCAACUUUAUUUGUCCGGAGAACAUGGACACAUCUUUAUAUACAGCUUAUGGGCUAAAUGCUAAAUAACAUUGAUUCUGAGAAUUUUUUAUUUAUUUAAAAAAACCAACCCUUUGUCAUAAAAUUCAGACUAAUAUAAACUUAUAUUAAUUUCUGGGCCAAAUGCAUCCUGUGUUGUUUUCUAUUUUAUUGUUUGUUUGUGGCUUUAUGCUGUUAAGGUAAAUCCUUCAAAACUACACAGCCUUUGUUAAAAUUAGAUUUUUUGUUUUACUUUUUUACUUUAUUAUAGUUAUGAAAACCAACAAAUAUUUUCAAACAUUUUCAAAACUAAUAGUGGAAAGUAAGUACAUUUACUCCAGUCCUACUGUGCUUAAUUUGGAGGCACUUGUAUUUUACUUUAAUUAAUUAAUUAAUUAAUUAAUUAAUUAAUAUUUCUAUUUUGUACUUUAUACUUCACUUCCACUAAAUUUAACAAACAAAUAAAAUCUGUUUCAUAAAAAAUAUGAAGCAGUGUUACAGAUUAUCCAAUCAAUACAUAAUUUAUAAAUAAAAUAAUAUAGAAUAAUAAAAUUAUAUAGAUAUCAGACUUCAUCUCCAGCAGGUACAACUUUAAAAUGCUUGAUGAUGAAUAAUCAUUUCUGUAAUCUAUAAUAAUUUUGACAGGACAAAGGAGUGAUUUAUAUUUAAUAUUACUAAAGAUCUGCUUUAUUCUAACAACACUGUUAGAAGAUCAUUUAAAUUUAUAAGGAUUUAAAUAUUAUUAAAAUAUUAGAUUUUAGACAGAAAGCAAGAUGGCAUAAGAUGUUUUCUACAUUUGAAUGACAAAAUGUUCUUUUAAGAACUUAAAUCAGUUUUCAUUUCAUGGCUGAAAUGUUUUAAUAUUAAUAUUCCCAUAAAGCACGUAGUGACUUUUCUUUUGGGCGGUGCUGCCUAAGUUUAUUUCUUGGGGUUUGUUCUUUUCUUAACAUAUACUUUUCCUUUCCACCGGCACAUUGUGUUAUUAUUUCAGUUAAACUAUUAUAAUAAUUAAAUGACAUGUAAUAACAGAAAUUAAUAUACAUGUUUCUAUGUUUUUAUUCAUUAUGUUGACAUGUGGUAUCAGUGUUGUGUAUUAAUAAUAAAAUAAUAUUAAUGUUAAUAAAAUAAAAAUCUGUUGUCCAGUCCGCGUCUUCCGCAGCUCCGCUCUGCGCAUGCUCCGCUUCUGAGUUUAGGGUGGGAGAUUAGCCGUUAGCACUGUGAGCUAACCAGCCGGAGUGUGUAAUGGCGGCCUCGGUGUUGUUGGGGUCUGCGGACAACACCGGACUCAAUUUCGCGGCGGGAGGCGGCAGCAGCGGCGGUGGCACCGGGAGUGUUUUAGUCGGGAAUAAUAACGGACUGGGUCCGGCUGGUCCGGCGUCCUGGAACCGUUCUCUGGACCGGGCGCUGGACGAAGCCUCGGCCACCGGGUGCCUGAACAUCAGCGGCAGGAAGCUGAAGGAGUUCCCCCGGAGCGCCGCAAACCACGACUUGACGGACACCACCAGGGCCGACCUGUCCCGUAACCGUCUGUCCGAGCUUCCUCUGGAGGUUUGCCUGUUUGUGUCUCUGGAGAGUCUGAACCUUUACCAGAACUGUCUGAGGUCUCUGCCAGACAGUCUGCUCAACCUGCAGGCCCUCACCUACCUGAACCUCAGUCGGAACCAGCUGUCUGUCCUGCCGGUGGUCGUGUGCAGUCUUCCUCUGAAGGUUUUGAUCGCCUGCAACAACAAACUGGUUUCCCUGCCAGAAGAAGUGGGGCAACUGAGGCAGCUGACUGAGCUGGAUGUGAGCUGUAAUGAGAUCCAGACUCUGCCGUCUCAGGUGGGUCAGCUGGAGGCUCUACGAGACCUGAACAUCAGGAGGAACCACUUGGUCCGACUGCCCCCAGAGCUGGCAGAUCUCCCUCUGGUGCGUCUGGAUUUCUCCUGUAACAAAGUGACCUCCAUCCCCGUCUGUUACCGCCAGCUCAAACAGCUGCAGACCAUCGUCCUCGACAACAACCCUUUGCAGACUCCACCUGCACAGAUCUGUAUUAAAGGGAAGAUCCACAUAUUCAAGUAUCUGAACUUGGAGGCCAGUAAGACGACCCCUGACCUCCCAGACUACGACAGACGACCUCUGACCUUCAGCUCCUGUGUGGAUGAGCUGUACCCCGGGCGUCCGUACGGAGCGCUGGAUUCUGGUUUCAACAGUGUCGACAGCGGAGACAAGAGGUGGUCGGGGAACGAGCCUACAGAGGAGCUGUCCGAGCUGCCGCAGAAGGUGGCCGAGAUCAGCAGAGACCAGAGACCGAGAGGAGGAGGAGGAGGAGGAGGAGGAGCGCCUCUGCUGGCUAACGGCACAUAUGUGGAGCUGGAGCAGAUAGACUUCAUAGACAGCAGUGUGGGGGAGGAGGAGGAGGAGGAGGGGAGGAGUCGAGGAGGAGGAGGAGGAGGGCGGGACAGUGCCAGCCUGAGCUCUCAGUUCAUGGCCUACAUCGAGAGACGCAUCACCAGAGAGGGUUCCCCAGGAAAAACCACCCUGACCCGGACAGAAGACCCGAGGAGACACAACAGGACUGUGGUGGACGGGGUCGCAGCACCCUCCGGCUCCCAGAGCCAGAGAGGCGGAGGUGUGGAGAGAAUGAGGAGGGAAGCUCAGCUCGCCGCUCUGAGGUACGACGAGGAGAGGCAGCGCAAUCGUUCUCUGCAGAGAGACUCUGCGUCCAGCUACAGCAAGCACAAAGCAGCUCAGAGUCCCUCCAAGUCCAGUCCAGAUAGUGAGACCAUCUAUCCCUCCAGACGCUCCACCCACACAGAUGACUCCGCCCUCUUCAUGGGGGAGGACAGAGCUGCCCUGUCUCCUACAGCCAAUCAGUCGCCUUCUUACCCCAGCCCAGGGGGCGCGGCCUCCUGUCGGACAGCCAGUCUGAGACCAGAGAGCUUCCUGUUCCGUCUCGGGCAGAAAGAAGAGAAGCGGAAAGCUGAUGCUGCUGCUCCUCAGAGCCAGGAGGAGGCUCCUGCUGCUCCUCCUCUGGUUGGAGAAGACGCUGAGCUGGUGGAGCAGCUCCGAAAGAAUAUCGAGGCUCGCCUGAAGGUGUCGUUGCCCAGCGACCUGGGAGCAGCUCUGACGGACGGGGUGGUGCUCUGUCACCUGGCCAAUCACGUGAGACCACGAUCCGUCCCCAGCAUCCACGUCCCCUCCCCCGCCGUGCCCAAACUCACCAUGGCCAAGUGUCGACGAAACGUUGAGAACUUCCUCGAGGCGUGUCGAAGGAUCGGCGUUCCACAGAGUCAGUUGUGUCUUCCUCUGCACAUCCUGGAGGAGCGAGGGCUCCCCCAGGUGGCCGGGACCGUCGGCGCCCUGCUGGAGCUGGCCCCGCCCCGACACCCCGUCACCCCGACGACGCCGACCAUCACCAUGUAGACGACGCGCUCAGUCGGCGUCCUGUAACGCUGCUGUCAGUGUGUUUUAAAGUGUUCAGGAUCUGAUGGAGAGACUCAGCGACAGGUUUAACUUUUAACGAGGUCACCAGGUGAUCCCUCCUGAUGAGUGGACAGGUAACGCCACAGAGAAGCAGGAUAUCUACUGCAGGGGAGCAGCCAUCCUGGAUCUGCGUGCAGACAGAGGAAACAUUCGGGUUCCCUCCUGAUUCGUCUCUUUGGCUAAAUUUAUGUUCACGCGUCUCUAAAUCGAAUCAGGGAUCGUAUCUUUAAAAUCCGUGUCUGUAAAGGAUCAGAUCCUUCAGAGCCCUUCAGAUCUCAGAAUCAUUCAGGCUUAUUAGCAUCAUGGGUAGACGCAGUUUUGACAUGAAGCUAACUUAGCUAAAUGCUAACGUUAGCUUCUGGUGUCGUUGGAUUGAAAAUGAGCCUGUUAUUAUUUUCACCUUUUGUUUUUCUACACUAGUGAUGGUUCAGAUCAUCAGCUUAUUGACCUUUGAUUUAUUUAUGGAUCUAUUAAACAUCCAGAGGAAAACGUGUCACAGCAACGACGACGUCCAAAGAUAUUUACAGGAAACUGAUCGAUAACGUGUAAAAUCCUAAUUAUGUCAGGAAAACGCAGUGACAUGUUUUAUAAACUCUUGCUUUUAGUAACUGUUGGUUUGGAAAUAAAGCUAACGUAGCUAAAAGCUAAUGUUACUUUAAACUGAAAGUUUUAUACAUUACGCUGCUAAUUGCUAACAACAGCUAACGAAAAUGUGCAGCAGAUUUUUUUUUAAUGACACUCACGUAGCUCACAGCUACCAUUAGCUAAUAUUCAACCAUGUGGUUUUGGGGUUGAAGCUAAUAUAGGUCGAUGCCAAUGUUGGCUAACAUCGAUAAAGUCUAUUUAACCCCAACAGUAAAAAAAAUUAUCACUGAUAAUUGUAGCUAACAUUAUAAACUUAAUUGGGUUUAAGUUGAGUUUACAUCCCGCAGCUAAUUAGCGAACAAUCUAGCUGGAUUGUUACAUUAGCUAAUCUAAAUUUACUCAGUUUAGCUAAGAAGCUGAUGUAGCUUCAUGCUAACAUUAGUUUGAUAUGGGCAGAGAUUACAUCAACGCUGAAACAUGCUAACAAGUGUUAGCAUAAGUGCACUGUAGUUGGUCUGAAAAUGCUAAUUGUAGCAUCGUCAUUAUGAACCCGGGAGGCUUGGAGUUUAAGCUAACACAGCUAGCUGUAAAGCUAAACAUGCUAGUUUUCGACUUGGCGCUGAUGUAGCUCAGUGCUAACGUUAGCUAACGUCUCUCCAUCAGAUCCAAACAACUUAAAUUAUCCUCUGAGUUCUGGCUCGCCGUCAUGUGACGCCCACAAGUCUUUCAGCCCUGAACUCCGCCUCAGAGGCUCUUCACUGUCGCACAGCCGGCAGACAGACGCCACCACCUUUCUGUACACAGGAGCCGGCACACGGACACCGGUGGACGGACGCCAUCUCCUCGCUGUAUACAGGAUUGUUUUUAUUUUUCAUAAAGUUUGUUGUUCUGAUGUUUUUAUUCUUGUUGUCCGUCACCGCCUGAUUGAUCCUCCACACCGGGCCUUCGUCACGCUAACCUGCUGCACUCCUCACAUUCACCAUCUGGCCAAAAGUAUGUGGACACUUGCUGCUACAGCAUUCAGCGAUCUGAACCAGCAGCUCUCAACCUGGGGGUCGUGACCCCUCCACAAGGCGGUCUGAGAACUUAUAGUUGGACUUUUCUAAUAAUAAUAAUAAUCAGAAUGAUGAUAAAACUUGAUCAAACACAGCAGCUCUGUUACAGAGAACGAAGGCUCUCGUGUGAUUGGAGGACAACGAUCAGGUGGUGUUUCUGUUGCAUUCUGGGACUUUUCUCUGGUGACGAGGUGAAUCCUCCUGAUCUGACACUAAACGCUGCGGCUCGUUCUGCAGAUUUAUUAAAUGUUUGUGUACAAAUAUAUUCUGUAAAUAUAUAUAAAUAUAUAUAUAUAUAUAUAUGAGGCUGAAACCUGUGUGUUGUCAUGACGACGCAGAGCAUCAUAGACGCUCGGACAGACGCGGCGCCUAAUUAAAGGUCAAAGGACGAGAUUUUUGUAAAGAAUAUGAAAGAACACGUGGCGGGGGGGGCGGAGCUUCCCCCUGAACAUACCUGUUGCCAUAGCGUUAAAGAGAUCAAUCAUGUUUAUCUGAGGUUACCGCUGAGCUGCUGCUGACGGGACGGAGGGAGGCGUGUUCACUGUGGGCUCGUGGUGCAUUCAGGUGACGUAGGACACUGAGUUUGACCUUCGGUUUGUUCCUGUUUCACCUGAACGCAGCGUCACCCCUUCAGUUUAAACUAAAAACACUGGGCCCUGAGUUCACAAAGUUUGUGUGAGUCUCCACCAGUCAGACUCACACAGGUGAUCUCACCUGUGUGAGUCUCAAACCUGGUUCAGCUCUCUGGGGUUUGUUUGGUGCCUGUGAGGCCGAGCUCAGGGCCCAGCUGUUCACUUCAGCUACUGUGAUUGACAGGUGGUCUGGACUGAUGGACGAUGUGGUUCAUGUUUGUACAGAGGUGUUUCUUCUUCUUGGUGUGUUCCUCCUGAGGCGGUGACGGGUCACAUGACCGCGGGGUCACGUGGGUUUAAAGGACAUUCCGCUGUCCCGGAGGACAGACGGGCUGUCUCACGGUUUUUAAGUUUUACAAUUUUUCACUUUGUUUUUGCUGAAACUGUAUAAAGAUGUGAACGCUGUAAGAAGUUAACUUUAAGUUCAUUAAAAAUAUUUUAAUUUGA